AUGAAUUUUAACGAGAAAUACCGCAAGAAAAAUCUUUUUCAAGCAUUGCCCCUUGAGCUAGGACUUCAGGUCAUUGGCACCGUACUAGGGUACUUUGUUGCUACUUUGGUGACCCCCAACGGCCAAGUGUGGAUUCCACGAAGUCACCUGUGGUCUAUCGUCGGGUUUCAGGUCAUGAAAAUGAUUUUUGUGAUUCUCACAAGUGGUCGUGACUCGAACCACCUCGUCUACGACACUGCUCCCAAAGAUCCUAAUUGGAUUUUUGUGGGCCCAGAGUUCCACGCUCUCCACCACGUUUAUCCAGAUCGCUAUAUGGGAUCCUUCAUCAAAUUGUUUGACUGGGUAUGGGGCACCGCCUACUCCUUCCGAGGAAAACACUUCGUGAUCACCGGUGGAAAUGGAGUUUUCGGUCAAGCUAUGGUGACAGAGCUAGAACGCGAGGGAGUGCAAAACAUUCGCAAAUUGAAGUUUGGUAGUGAUUGGGAUUAUGACCACUUUGAGAAAGCAGCCUCGGUGCUUUCAACCUGUGACAUCCUUAUCCUGGCGCACAGUACGAAAGGAGAAGAUGCCAUGAAAUCAAAUUGCGACUCAGCGGUGCGACUGGUGCAGCUAUUCAAGCAGUACAGAGAGACAAACACAUCCAGUCCAACGCUUCCUGAAGUAUGGUAUGUUGGCAGUGAAACUGAAUUGCUUCCGUCAUUUGGAAAUUCAGAGUUACAACGCUUCUCUGACUCAAAACGACGCUUCCUCCCACAUGCGCGUUCAUAUUAUGAUGAUGACGACAUACUUUACCGCCACAUCGUUCCAUCGGCUUUCCAGUCAUACAUGGGGUCCGCUGUUCUUUCAGCAGGCUGGGCGGCUAAGUGUUCAAUGUGGUGGAUCCGGAGAGGUGCUCGCUACAUUCCUGUCUCCUACACCGGGGUUGCCUAUCUGAAUUAUUUCAAGUUUAUGUACUGGUUACCAUAUGUACAGGAUAUGAAUAGUCUAUGA
Molecule: messenger RNA, 990 nt
Organism: Penicillium canescens
Lineage: Eukaryota; Fungi; Ascomycota; Eurotiomycetes; Eurotiales; Aspergillaceae
Exons: 1
Coding region: 1-990 (329 amino acids)
Source: RefSeq, a predicted model, not a curated record